Molecule: messenger RNA, 3816 nt
Organism: Aspergillus nomiae NRRL 13137
Lineage: Eukaryota; Fungi; Ascomycota; Eurotiomycetes; Eurotiales; Aspergillaceae
Product: ABC transporter ATP-binding protein
Exons: 10
Coding region: 1-3816 (1271 amino acids)
Biological process (GO): transmembrane transport
Cellular component (GO): membrane
Molecular function (GO): ATP binding; ABC-type transporter activity; ATP hydrolysis activity
Source: RefSeq, a predicted model, not a curated record
AUGGAGAAACCAGCUGCUGGUUCCUCGAAAUCUUCAGACAAAGAUGAUCAAAGUCGACAUGAAGACAUACAGAAUCAUUCCACAUUCAAAAGUUUUCUGAGAGUCUUUACAUUCGGCCGACCCAUCGACUAUGUCCUCGGGUUGAUCAGCUUGCUUGCUUCGAUUGGCUCUGGCGUCGCCUUAGCCAUGGUGAAUCUCGUGCUGGGCAAGUUCAUGACACUUCUCAGUGGUUCCACCAUAGGCACUAGUUUUCCAGACAAUUUUAUGUCACAAGUCAGCAAAUUCUCCUUAUACUUUGUCUACAUCGGAAUAGCCAGGCUAGGUUGUACCUACAUUUACUCAUCGCUCCUCACAUACGUAGCCUACCACUUGACCAGAAACAUUCGAUACAAAUACCUUCGCGCGGCCUUCAGUCAAGAAACGGGGUACUUCGACCAAGGUACUAGCGGCUCAAUAUCAACGCAAGCCACAUCCAAUGGCAAGUUAAUCCAUUCUGGAAUUUCAGAGAAACUAGGAAUCUUCAUCCAAGCAAUUGCAACGUUCAUAGCAGCUUUCAUUAUUGCAUUUGUCAGCCAUUGGAAGCUGACAUUGAUCAUCUGCUGCAUCGUUCCGGCUCUUCUUGUCGUUGGUGGGGGGUUUUCGUUCGUUGAUGCUGGAUACGAGACGAACAUUCUUAAAGUCAACGCGCAGGCAGCUUCAUAUGCUGAAAAUAUUCUCAGCGGUGUUCGAGCUGUUCACGCGUUCAGCCUUCGACCCAGGAUUAUCCACAAGUAUGAACAAUACUUACAAAGUGUGUUUGAAAUUGGGAUGAAGAAGAAUCCAGUUUAUGGCGUCAUGUUCGGGUCCGAAUACUUUAUCAUAUAUGCUGGAAUGGGUUUAGCAUUUUGGCAAGGCAUUCAUAUGCUCGCCCGAGGUGAUAUCCCGGACAUUGGUACCGUCUUCACUGUCCUUUUCUCCGUGGUUAUUGCGGCCAGCACCAUUACGUCCAUCGCGCCUCAUACAGUAACGUUCACACGUGCAGCUAGCGCAGCUGCAGAGUUAUUUACCUUGAUUGACAGAAAAUCUGAGAUCAAUCCGCUCGACGAGUCCGGGGACAAGCCGCAAGAUACAUAUGGUGUCAUAGACAUUGACCACAUUACCUUCAAUUACCCUAGCCGUCCAAACGUUUGUGUGUUAGGGGACUUCUCCCUUCAUGUCCCGGCAGGGAAGGUCACCGCCCUUGUCGGUGCUAGUGGGUCUGGAAAAAGUACAAUCGUUGGGCUUCUAGAGCGAUGGUAUAAGCCAUUGGCCGGUUCAAUAAAGUUGGAUGGGCGAGAUAUCGAGCAGUUGAAUCUAAAAUGGCUUCGCACAAACGUCCGGCUUGUGCAACAGGAACCGGUCCUCUUCAACGGAAGCGUUUUCGACAACAUUGCGAAUGGCCUUAUCGGUACACCAUGGGAGGCCGCUCCAUAUGAAGAACAGCGCAAACGCGUGGAAGACGCAGCUAAACUUGCAUUUGCACAUGACUUCAUUAUGAACCUCCCGAAUGGCUACGAUUCGCUAAUUGGUGAAAGAGGGGGUCUUUUAUCGGGCGGGCAGAAACAAAGAAUUGCCAUUGCACGCAGCAUUAUCUCUGAGCCAAAGAUCCUCCUCUUGGAUGAAGCUACUAGCGCUUUAGAUCCACACGCCGAAGGUAUAGUACAGCAGGCUUUAGAUCGUGCUUCCAAGAACAGAACGACUAUAGUGAUUGCGCACAAAUUGGCAACUAUCCGCAAUGCAGACAACAUCGUCGUGAUGUCAAAAGGGAGAAUUGUCGAGCAAGGUCAACAUAGCGAGCUGGUUGCCAGGGGUGGUGCAUACGCGAGUUUAGUCAAGGCACAAGAUCUAUCAACAACACGAUCGGCAGAUGAUGAGGAGCAAAGCACUGAAGACGAAGAGACACCUAAUAAAGAGGCUGAGCCGGUCCAGUCUCUUGCUCGGUAUCAAACGGCCGAGGCACGGCAGCUGACAAUGCUCCAGCGUCGCGAAGACUUUGGACUAUACAAAAGAAGCGGCAUUCUUCGCAGUAUAGUCAAAUUGGUCAUUGCUACACCCAAGUUGAGACUCUGGUACUUCCUCACUAUAGUCUGUUGCGUGGCAGGAGCUGCCAUUUAUCCCGGGCAAGCGCUACUCCUAGCUAAUGUUAUGGACAUAUUCUCAGCGCCGAAUAUGGUUGAGCGUGGCAACUUCAUUGCCCUGAUGUAUUUUGUCAUGGCGCUCGGUUGUAUCAUUGUUUACUUCGGUCUAGGAUGGGCCACAAACAUUAUCGCACAGACUUUCAAUAAGAUCUUCCGCCACGACCUCCUGGACUCCAUGCUCAAACAAGAUCUCCGGUUUUUUGACCGACCUGAAAACACCGUUGGUGCAUUAACAAGUCGGCUUGACUCGCAUCCACAAGCGAUUUUAGAGCUCAUGGGCUUUAACAUUGCCCUUGUCUUUCUCUCGGCAAUCAACGUACUUGCGUCUAGCAUACUCUCGUUAGCUAUAGCUUGGAAGCUAGGUGUAAUGGGCGUUUUUGUCGGGUUACCGCCUAUGUUAAUAGCAGGCUAUGCACGUAUCCGCCUUGAAACCAAGAUGGAUACGGAUAUGGGAAAGAGGUUCUCUCAGAGUGCUUCGCUGGCUUCGGAGGCGGUGCUUUCUAUCCGAACAGUCUCCUCGCUCGCUAUGGAGGAGAAUAUCUUGAAGAGAUACACUAAUGAGUUGGAUCGGGCGAUACAAACAUCGACCCGCCCUCUGUUCAAUAUGAUGGUGUGGUUCUCCCUAACUCAGUCCAUUGAGUAUUUUAUCCUUGCAUUAGGAUUUUGGUGGGGUUCCAAGUUGAUCCAUGACGGAGACAUCACGUUUUACCAGUUCAUCGUCUCUUUCAUGGGUGUAUACUUCUCUGGCCAAGGUGCUGGCCAACUCUUCAGCUUCUCGAGCAGUUUCACGAAGGCUAAUGAAGCGGCAAACUACUAUUUCUGGUUAACAAAUCUCUCCCCCAUGAUCCAAGAAACAAAAGAAAACCGCGGCAACGGACCCUUAAACCAAUGCCAGGCGAUUGAUUUCCAAGAUAUCCAGUUUUCCUACCCUCUAGCACCAGAAACCCGUAUUCUGAAGGGUGUGUCUUUUAACAUUCGGAAAGGCCAAUUUGUAGCUCUAGUAGGAGCCUCCGGCUGCGGGAAAAGUACGAUGAUUUCGCUGUUAGAACGCUUCUACGACCCAACGCAAGGCACCAUCAGAGUUGAUUCAUCCCCGCUUAACAGCAUGAAUCCAAUUUUAUACAGACAGCAGGUCGCUCUUGUGCAACAGGAGCCAACAUUAUUUCCGGGAACCAUAUUAGAGAAUAUCUCAUAUGGGCUGGACAUUGCACCAUCGGAAUCAGCUAGUGCUCCAAGCUCCGAGGUCGAAAAUGCUUGCCGGGCAGCAAAUGUAUGGGACUUUAUUUGCUCGUUGCCGGAUGGACUCCAGACGCCCUGUGGAACGAGUGGUAGCCAGCUUUCUGGUGGACAACGACAGAGAGUUGCGAUUGCAAGAGCCUUGAUCAGGAAUCCUCGGGUAAUACUCUUAGAUGAGGCGACAAGUGCGCUCGAUACAGAGUCGGAGAAAGUUGUGCAGGGAGCAUUGAUGCAGGCUGCGACAAGUGGGGAGAGAAUAACAGUUGCUGUCGCUCAUCGGCUUUCGACGGUUCGGGAGGCAGACUGUAUAUUCGUGUUUUUGGGUGGCCGGAUUGCUGAGUGUGGUAGGCAUGGUGAGUUGGUUGAAAAGGGUGGUAUUUAUGCAAAGAUGUGUGAGGCGCAGAGCUUGGAUUCGGGAGCAUAG